CAUUACUCACGUUAAGAGCAGUAACUCGUGUACAACAAAGUUCAAGUUUGUAAACAUUCUAUUCGAUUUUCUGAUCAGCUUGGGGAUUUAUCGACUAGUCAUGGAGUGGCCUUAUUCCUCGGUAACUUUACCCGCAUUUCUGGCGCUCCUGUUUUCCAGAAUAUCGUCUGCUUCGCCCCCGUGCACGUCUGAGAAAGUUGCUAAUGGCAAUUAUUCCACAACACGCUAUGCCAGGGAAUCCAUCGACAUUAGAUGUGUAAACUCCUCUUAUGACAAAAUCAACUGGUUCUUCAACUCUUCAAAUGCAAAUGACCUUGAACCAUACCCGUUCAGCUGGUGUAGCCAACAGAGUUGCUCUCUGUGUAAUACUACUUUGCACAUCAGUAGAGUCGGACUGAGCGCGGACGGAGAAUUCACUUGUAUCGCAUCAAGUUCUGCCACUGGGAGGAAUAUCACCGCUACUUUCAUUCUUCAUGUUCAAAAAUGCGCACCCGAUAAACCGGGUGAAUUAAUUGCACAGAACGUCACUGUCAGUCUGACGGAAACAGCUACGCUCACGUGCAAGGCAAAGGUGGGCAACUGUUACCAAAACGGAAGCACGUUUCUAUGGUUAUUCAGCAACAACUCUUUGAUUGAGGACUCGAAGAAACACACAAUAUCCCAUAAACUGGAUGCAGGGGAUUUGGUGACUACCCUCGUUGUGCAUAGCGUCACUGAAAUGGAUAUGACGUCAUACAUCUGCAUACUAAUUGAUGACCACUUCGUGGAUGGGAACAAGAAACUCACUGUAUUUCUCUCUGCGAAACUCACAGAAACAAAGAUCGAGGAUUCAUCUCUAAUACUGAAAGUGGCUUUGCCGUUACUGGUGGUUGUCAUUCUGGUAGUGAUUUUAAUCUUCUGGUUGUUUUGUCGCGGGUGCAUCAUGUACAGUUUGGUGAAAGGCCGGAAGAGAACACGGGGCCUUAAAACUUAUGACGUCAUAAUCUACAAGGACGACGACCAUGGGGAUGAGGCGACGGAGCUGGGAAAGCAAUUGGAGUCACUGAAGUACAAGGUGUGCUUCCCGGAAGACGGGUCAGGAGGUUCGAAAUAUGGAAGCUUAGAGGAACUCAUAGAGUGUAGUGCUAGCGUCAUCUUCCUCUGCAAUGACGACGAUGACCAUAUGACGAUGAUCCUGAAUAAGGCCCAAGAAAACCUCUCCGUGUUCGUUAUUCAGACAGAGAAAAACCGCGCCAAGCGCAGUGGUCAGUUAUCUAUGGCCGGUUUUGUUAGUCUCUGUUGGCCUUCACACCAGUCGAAUUCGAUAGUCUGUAAGAGACUGCUGCUAAAUUUACGUCGAGAAGAGUUUUAUUUCAAGCUUAGAAAGGGACUUCCUAAGCCUAAGACUGACAACAGUUCCCUCGAAAGUUUAAGUAAAACAAAUCCACAUAACGACAUGGACCUCAGGAAAAACGAUCAAACUUUAUAUAGUCAACAGUUUCAUCAUUUGUAAACACAAAUUACAGCAAAUUACAAGUGAUCUUCCGUGCGAUUUGUGUGUGAUCUUUUCAGCCAAACGCUGCGUUCUAAUUGGAUUCAAUUUUGUACAUCAACGCAAAACUUUACAGAUAUUACUGAUGAAGACUUCAUUGCUACAAAUGUAAAAUACAAAAGCAACAGUAAACAGCAACAUCCUAUUUAUAUGACAACAAGGAGUUGUUCAUAUAAAAAAGAGUUUAACAACCUGCGUAGCAUUUUUUGCUAUAUUCAACUUUUAUACUGACAUAGUGCUCAAAAUACUGACAAUUUGGUUCUAGAAUACUGACAUCAGUCGGACGGGGUAAACAGGUCUGUGAGGUACAUAUAGAUAGGUGUAAACUUUUGUACCUGUGUCUUAUUGGAGUCAUACAUAUCAUAAAAUGGAUUGGUUUUUUAUACACUGUGCAAUGACGUUAAAUGAUUUGGUCGCAGUGACCUUGACCUGUACAUGAAGAUGUUUAUUUAUACUCUUGUGUACAUGUAAGUUGUAUAAACCAGUUUUGUAAGUAUGGUUGAUUAAAUGUGUAUGAUUUUAA
Molecule: messenger RNA, 2054 nt
Organism: Ostrea edulis (European flat oyster)
Lineage: Eukaryota; Metazoa; Mollusca; Bivalvia; Ostreida; Ostreidae
Exons: 8
Coding region: 101-1492 (463 amino acids)
Source: RefSeq, a predicted model, not a curated record